AUGCUUUUAGAUAAUAUGACAGUACUAAGCACUCCUUUCUUCGAUGAUAUGCCACGCGCCUUUCUUCUCGAUAAUGACAAUCUUAGCGAUUCUACAGCACUCUUUGGACCGUAUGCCCAAAUCAUAUGGAAUUUCGCCGACAAGCAUCAAAUGCAACUCGCUUGGAAUCGUGAUCUGAUCGAAAUCAACUCCGAGAUACUGCAGCGCAUAGAUUGUGGCGAGUAUAAUUUAUCGAUGAACGGCGCGACGAUAGUGAAGCCUAUCCCGCCAAAUGUACAAUUCAGCUAUCCCUUAUAUUGGACAAAAAGUUGUAUAAUGAUACCGUUGGAGGAUGAAUUGCCCAAGUAUUGGUAUAUUAUUUGGCCAUUUGGUCGCUAUAUCUACAUGUGUAUACUGUUCGGCAUCAUCUAUGUUGCCAUCCUAAUGAAGUAUGUUGAGUAUCCGACCAACGAGCAUAGGCCGACACGUUCGAUAACACGGAAUAUAUUAUAUAGCAGCGCCAUAUUAAUGUACGGUUCCAACAUGAAUGUCCGAUUGAAGAAUGCACAAGUGCGCGUGUUAAUAUUCUAUGCCUUGCUCUUCGUACUCGGCUUCAUACUAGCCGCCUAUCAUUCGCCCUAUCUGACAGGCUACAAUAUGAAACCGAUAUUCAUGCCACCUAUCAAUACAAUCGAGGGUCUAACGGAAGCCAACAUAAAGUUGAAUCGAAGUUACGCCUAUGUGAUAACCGAAUAUCAGUGGAAAUUUUUUAAUCGCCAGCAACGCGUACUCAUACAACCAUACUUUCACUUAUCGAAUAUCUGUUUUGGCACCGUCUUCAAAGCUAUUCCAGUGCAGCGCGACGCCGUUUGGUAUGAUGCGCUAAAUCUGUUCAUUCUAAUCACGCAGGAGUCAGGUCUCUGGGAGCAAUGGGAGGAGCGCGCAUUCUUUGCAGCUGUGAGCGCAAAAUACGCAGAAAUAUUCACCGAUACCUAUCCUUUGGAGGCGUUGAAUCUGCGCUACUUUUUGAUUGCAUGGAUAGUUUUGGGCUCAGGUCUGCUGCUGAGUUGUUUUGCUUUCGCACUCGAAUAUUACAGUAAGAAGCGCAAUAGCGUAAAGGAGGAGACGAGCUAUAAUCGUUUCUUGUAUACGUAA
This is a messenger RNA of Rhagoletis zephyria (snowberry fruit fly), 1134 nucleotides long. It is a transcript of the gene Ir56b, whose product is annotated as Ionotropic receptor 56b. The record is from RefSeq and is a predicted model, not a curated record. NCBI's taxonomy places the organism in Eukaryota, Metazoa, Arthropoda, Insecta, Diptera, Tephritidae.